This is a messenger RNA of Esox lucius (northern pike), 3786 nucleotides long. It is a transcript of the gene hnrnpcb, whose product is annotated as heterogeneous nuclear ribonucleoprotein C. The transcript has 9 exons. Gene Ontology annotation, cellular component: nucleus. Bases 1897 to 2865 code for a protein of 322 amino acids. Gene Ontology annotation, molecular function: RNA binding. Lineage: Eukaryota; Metazoa; Chordata; Actinopteri; Esociformes; Esocidae. The record is from RefSeq and is a predicted model, not a curated record.
CUGUUUUUUUUUCACCACGUUGGCAACAAUUUUGAAUCCAGUUCUAUUUUUUCUUUCUGCCUUUUGUACAGAAGUCUCCCCCCCCACCCCUCUGAAAACUCCCAAAGCCAGUAGGCGUUGUUUUCUGCUGCUUUCAUGUUUUGGUAGUAGCAACAGCUCUCUAUUUUUGUUGUUAUGUAGAGUACGUAAUAGUAGGUUUUAUGUCCAAAUGAAUCCAUACAUUAAUUAACGUAUACUUUCCCAUUCCCUGACCAAAAGUGUUGACGUAAUUAAUGACUUGAUGGGUCUUAGUUGGUGACAGGCAACCAUCGGAAAAGUUUGUCAGACACGAGCACCCCCAAAUAUACCAGGAGUUGGGAAACACAGACCUGUUCUAAUACUUGUUAACUGGACACCCAGUUGUACUGUGACGCCUGCUUUAGGACAAUACACACCACACCAAUGGAAAGUCUUAAAUACUCAGGCGGUCUGUGCUAUGAACCCUUCCACUUGCUUUCUGUUUUCACUGACUCAAAUCCUAUGCCCAUUUGGAGAACACUUUCAUUUUCUAGCAUAAUGCUGCAUUCAUAACCAAGUUGGAUGGUGGACGUUUGUAGUAUUGAAGUCAUACAUUCCAGUUGGAGGACUUAUGUUCUUUCAACAUGCUGAAAAACUGCAACUUGGCAAUGGCUAACAAGGUGCAUGAGCAACAAUUAUCGGGUGCUUGUACAUCUUGUUUUUUAAUCCAUGGUUUUAUUGCGUUUUGGUUCUGAAAAUGCUGUUAACAAGGAUGUUUCUUGGUUGACGUCAGAGGUCAGCAUAUGGAAGAAAUCUGAACUCAGUGAUAGAUAUAAUAUUGAUCGGUUGGUUGGGGAAAUCAGGUGGAUUGGUUUUUCCCCAGUCAUAUAUGGUAAAUAAAUACCACUUUCCCACCUGGUUAUGAAAUCAGCGUUAAUAUGUGUGAAGCUCCAACCAACACUGACGCUUGUUGCUACCAAUCUGUACUUGUCAAUUGGCCAGUAAUGUUAAAAUCAUCCUAGCCUCAUCACUUACAGGAAAGUGUACUAAACUUUUCACUUAACACCCAGACCCACAACAGCCCAAUCUUUUUUGUGUUUCCCUUGCGGGUCGUUGCUAUGGCUUGUUGUACCGUCUGUUGGAAUCAUGACAGGGGAUGUUAUCAAAGAGCAAAAAGCCCUCUGCUUUGAGGAUGUUCUCCCCACACCAACCAAUUACAUGUCCCUUGAUUUGAUUUGCCACACUGACCACAUACAUUUCUAAUAACACAGUACACUAGGGCAGUGACAUGAAUCCCUUCCAAAUAAUGAUUAUAAUUACUGUAGAAAUAAUAUAGUGGAUUUAUAUUGCGUUUCUCCUGAAGCCAAAGACAUGUACCUUUGCAGUUCAGAUAUUUGGGUGAAGCCUCGGCAAGCGUGCAAAGGGUAGCUAUUAUACCAUUAUGUUAUUGAGUGUCUUCUGCUACACAUCACCUGUGGGUCAUAACUAUUUCUGUAUCUAAUAUAGUAAUCUCAGCUGAUGUGCUUUGAGGCAUUCUGCAUAGGCUUAAUGACCUGCUAGAUUAGUCCUUUUCUAAGAUAUUUGUCUCUGUUGUUUGAUCUGAUAAUACUAUUCAACCAACAGGUUUUUGGGCCAUCUCCUUUUUCUUUUACCUCCACAAGAUGCCCACACUUUUUUUUUGAGUGAAGUAUAUAUUCACCACUAUUACCUCAUGAGGGCAGCACUGAUCCAACAAUAUAAAAAUGCUGAUCUUCAUGCAGUUCUUCAGCCAUCUCCCCAUGCAUAAAUAACAUCUCCCGCAAUGCAUUUCCGAGCUCCCGGCUCGGUUGACAAAUAACAACACUCUUCUCUCCAACAGAAACAGGCAGUCAGACCACGCCCAUCCAGGGUACAGGCAAUAUGGAUCUGUCCCCGACCACCAGUAGCCUAAUGGCCGGAAACGUGACCAACAAGACAGACCCCCGCUCGCUCAACUCCCGGGUAUUCAUCGGGAACCUCAACACGCUCCUGGUCACCAAGGCCGACGUGGAGGCCAUAUUCAGCAAGUACGGCAAGAUUGUGGGCUGCUCUGUGCACAAGGGCUUUGCGUUUGUCCAGUACGCCAAUGAGAGGAACGCCCGUGCCGCUGUAGCGGGCGAGGACGGGAGGAUGAUCGUUGGACAGGUGCUAGACAUUAACCUGGCUGGUGAACCAAAGCCCCACAGAUCCAAGACAGUUAAGCGCUCAGCUGGAGACAUGUACAGUUCAUCAUUUGAUUUGGACUACGACUUCCAGAGAGAUUACUAUGACAGGAUGUACUCAUACCAGUCUCGCGUGCCCCCUCCGCCUCCCCCGCUGUCCCGCGCCGUGAUCCCCUCCAAGCGGCCCCGCGUCAGUAUGGGUGGAGGCGGCGGUGCCGGAGGAGUCGGAGGGGUGAGUCGACGCACCAAGACCAGCUUCUCGUCGUCUACUGCCCGGAGCAGCCAGAACCAGAACCGGAUCUCCACCUCCACCUCGCGCACCAUGAAGGCAGACGACCUGCAGACCAUCAAGAGAGAGCUGACCCAGAUCAAACAUAAAGUGGACUACCUGCUGGACAGUCUGGAGCGCAUGGAGAAGGACCACAGCAAGAAGUCAGACAUAAAGAGUAGUGGUAAGCCUGAGCCUGGGGAGGUCUCCCCUCUCCACUGCGGAGGAAAGAAGGAGAGCCUUAAGAGGGAGCGCGAGAGGGAGAGCCAUUCUGAAGAGGAGGAGGGAGACCUACUUGAGGAAGAGGAGGAGGAGGUGAAGAGUCGCGGAAGGGAGGAUGAGGAAGAGGAGGAGGGAGAAGAAGGCGAGCAGGAAGAAGGAGAAGAUGAUGGGGAUAGCGCCAAUGGGGACGACUCUUAAACACAGCACACACACACACCCCCCUCCACACACACACGCGCACGUAGGCAUGCACACUCACGCACCCACCCUGACUUGAACUGUAUAUAACUGUACAUACUAAUGAACACACAGACUGUUGUCCUAGGUUUCCACUAUGUACUUUACCCUUUUGACUGUGUCAACUCCCGCGUAGCACAUUCAGUAAUGCUCAGCCAGUAUGUCCAAUAUUUCACCCUCUUCCUCACUCUGAAAGUAUGGCUUCUGUGUUUUACAGACCUCUUUGACCACCCAGGUUUUUUGCUAGUUUAGAUUAUGUAAAGUAAACCGACAGUGGUUCGGCCAAGAUGGUGGAUCAUAUUAUCUAUUUUUGACCCAUUAUUAUUAUGUAAUAUUCUAAUGUUAGCGAUUAAUUAAUAUAUCAUAGAUUUUUAUUAGCCCCACUGAAAUGUUUAGUUUAUGUGUUAGUUGUACGGAAUCAGGUGAGGUGGUUGAGGGCUGCAACAAAACUGUGUGAAAUGUCUGGUUACAACCAAAAGAGAAACACCAGGAGAGUAUUGGCAUGGUGACGGUGACACUAGGCGCUGUGCUGCUGUGUAUCCUACAGCAGAGGGCGCGAUGUGAGUGUUUUUUUUACAUGCUGUGAAGCUGCACGGCUGAGAUGGCCCAGUUGAAAGCUUUUACAUUUUAUAAGGACAGGAAAUGAUAAUGCAUAGGGUGAUCUCAUGCAAGGUUGUUUUUUCCAUUUUAUGCCAUUUUCACUGACCUGUAUGGUUGUCGUUGUGUUUGUUUUUCAAAAGAGAUGAGACCCUGACCUCCUCUGACCUUGAGCUCUGUAACGGGCGUUAACCUUGUUGGUUUGUUAGUCUCGGUUGCUGUGUGAUUUCAGUUGUUCAUUGAUUGGACAGUGCUGGUGAAUAAAAUAAAUAAAAUGUGCGAAUG